Molecule: messenger RNA, 2487 nt
Organism: Arabidopsis arenosa
Lineage: Eukaryota; Viridiplantae; Streptophyta; Magnoliopsida; Brassicales; Brassicaceae
Source: the annotation of a GenBank genome assembly
AUAGCAACAAGAUUCACUGCUUCAGCUUGGUAAUGCUUUCGUCUUCUCUGUCUGGGCUCUGCAACUGCAAUUGACUGAUCUUGGAUCUUCAUGAAUUAUCUAGUUGAAAGAUCAGCAGAAAUCAAUAUAAAACGGGAUACUCAAUGAUGCAAUUCAUGUCAGUGGUGAGAUUCAAAGUUGGUUUCACUUCAGUCAGAAUGAGGGAUUGGUUGGUGGGAGUCUCCAUUAUGGUUCUUACAUUGAUCUUUAUCAUCCGUUAUGAACAAUCUGAUCACAAAUUUUCAACGAAUCACACUGUGGAUGAUUCUAGUAUACAAGGAGAGAGUGUUCAUGAACCAGCAAAGAAGCCACAUUUGAUGACUUUGGAAGAUCUUGAUUAUCUCUUUUCAAACAAGAGCUUUUUCGGAGGAGAGGAAGAAGAAGAGUCCAAUGGAUUGCUUGUAUGGUCUCGUAUGCGUCCAUUUUUUGAAAGGCCAGAUGCUUUGCCAGAAACUGCUCAAGGGAUUGAAGAAGCUACUUUGGCGAUGAAAGAUUUGGUUUUUCUGAUCAAUAAAGAGAAAGGAGCUUCUUUUUCUGCUAUGGUCUCCAAGGAACUUGGAAGAAACUGUCCGGAUUUUGUCACUGCAUUUGAUGAGGAUUUGUCUGGUUUAAGGCAUGUACUACUUGAGCUUCCUUGUGGUUUAAUUGAAGAUUCUUCAGUAACUUUGGUUGGUAUUCCUGAUGAACAUUCUAGUAGCUUCCAGAUUCAGCUCGUUGGCUCAGAAUUAUCAGGCGAAACCCGUCGGCCAAUAAUCUUGCGUUACAAUGUGAAUUUUUCUAGGCCAUCCAUAGUGCAAAAUACAUGGACAGAAAAGCUCGGUUGGGGAAACGAUGUGCGAUGCCCAGAUCAUGGAUCAGUUAAAAAUCAUUUAGUUGAUCAACUUCCUCUCUGCAACAAACAGACCGGUAGAAUCACUUCGGAAAAGAGUUCCAACGAUGAUGCAACUAUGGAAUUUUCUCUUUCAAAUGCUAAUUUUCCAUUUCUCAAAGGGAGUCCUUUCACUGCCACAUUGUGGUUUGGCUUAGAAGGUUUUCAUAUGACGAUAAAUGGGCGGCACGAGACUUCAUUUGCUUACAGGGAGAAGCUCGAGCCAUGGUUAGUCAGUGCAGUCAAAGUCUCAGGUGGUUUGAAAAUGUUAUCUGUCUUAGCCACAAGACUGCCCAUUCCCGAUGACCAUGCUUCUUUAAUCAUAGAAGAGAAAUUUAAAGCUCCAUCUCUUUCCGGGACAAGAAUAGAACUAUUGGUGGGUGUUUUCUCCACUGGAAAUAAUUUUAAGCGGCGUAUGGCAUUGAGAAGAUCUUGGAUGCAAUACGAGGCAGUAAGAUCUGGCAAAGUGGCUGUUCGAUUUCUCAUUGGCCUUCACACAAAGGAAAAAGUCAAUUUAGAGAUGUGGAGAGAAUCUAAGGCAUAUGGAGACAUUCAGUUUAUGCCAUUUGUUGAUUACUAUGGUUUACUUAGCUUGAAAACAGUUGCGCUUUGCAUUCUCGGGACCAAAGUCAUCCCAGCAAAAUACAUAAUGAAGACGGAUGAUGAUGCGUUUGUGCGGAUUGAUGAACUCCUAUCAAGUCUAAAAGAAAAACCGUCUAGUGCCCUUUUGUACGGUUUGAUAUCAUUUGAUUCAUCACCGGACCGUGAACAAGGCAGCAAAUGGUUUAUCCGUAAAGAGGAAUGGCCUUUAGAUUCAUACCCUCCAUGGGCACAUGGCCCUGGCUACAUCAUCUCUCAUGAUAUCGCGAAAUUUGUGGUGAAGGGUCACCGUCAAAGAGAUCUUAGACUUUUCAAGCUGGAAGAUGUGGCGAUGGGGAUAUGGAUUCAACAAUUCAACGAGACAAUAAAAAGAGUGAAAACUGGUUGGACUAUUUUGGCUUUUCUCUGCGUUUUUGGAGCUGUGAGUGCUGUGAAUGCCUUGAAGAUCGAGAUGUAUGUCGGUUACAAGUAUCUGGGAAUGGUUGUUGUAUCUCUCUAUGUGAUUCAAGUCUUGACUUCCAUUUUCUCUGAAGCUCCAUCUCCCGUUUAUAGAGCACAUCGAUGGAUGGAAGAUAGGAAACCCUAUGAUGAGGUCGUCACUCCAAUUGGCCGUGCAAUUUAUUAUGUUUUGGCAGUGUCUUCUCUAAUUGGUCUUGCCUACUCCAGUGGUGCUCUUUGGCCGUCCAAGCGAGAGGACGGAACGCUCGUUGAGAUCCCAAACUCUAAAUACUUAGCAGUAGUUCUCACAUCUCUCUAUGCCAUUGGUCUCGCCCGAACAUUCUUCUUCGAUCGUCCACCUCCAAGUCACAAGAUCGGACCACACUUGGAAUGGUUUUACCCCUUUUGCGUCUAUAUGACUGCAUUCGUUAUUGCGUUCACUGUUCACAUGCCAUAGUGACUUUGGAGUGGUGUUUGCAAUUUCUGUGAUCACUUGUGGCAUUGCGAUCUUCCAGUUAUCACAUCCCGUGGAGGAAUUUAAC